This is a messenger RNA of Trichoderma aggressivum f. europaeum, 339 nucleotides long. RefSeq lists its product as uncharacterized. The record is from RefSeq and is a predicted model, not a curated record. NCBI's taxonomy places the organism in Eukaryota, Fungi, Ascomycota, Sordariomycetes, Hypocreales, Hypocreaceae. The transcript has 3 exons. The coding region runs from base 1 to 339 and encodes 112 amino acids.
AUGUCUACGGCAUCUACAAAGAUUCAUCCUCCUCAUCCUCAAGAAAAUGGAAGGGCUGAGGCUCCCGGACCGUCAAGAGGUACCAAGAAUACCAUGGCAACCAUCAAGUUGAUGUUCAGCGGCAAAUUCCGAUAUGGCCAGCCAAACCCCGUCCACGUUGCAAUAGCCACCCGAGGCUACGACAUCCAGUCUCGCGUUUUGCGUAUUCCUGACGGGUUUGGCUGGUUCACACGCGGACCCCCUCGCCGAUCAGCUUUCGAGGGCCACGCGUUUGUGGUUGCAAUCCUAUCCCUUCUAUUCGUGGCCGUCAUGUUCUCGGGCUGUAUAUCCUUUAUAUGA